Messenger RNA from Iphiclides podalirius (scarce swallowtail), 1917 nucleotides. The record is from the annotation of a GenBank genome assembly. Lineage: Eukaryota; Metazoa; Arthropoda; Insecta; Lepidoptera; Papilionidae.
AUGUCUGCCAAAGAGGAUACGGGUAGAGAAGCUGAAGAAUCUUUACUAUAUUCAGCUAGACAUGGGGAGAUUUCAGUGGUAAAGGCAUUGCUUGAAGCAAAGUUAGAAGGCAAAUUGACUUUGGAUAUAAACUGCAAAGGGAAAAGCAAAAGCAAUCUGGGAUGGACACCGCUACAUUUGGCCACGUAUUUCGCACACAAGGAUGUUGUGGAGGCGCUCCUGGAUGCUGGGGCUAAUGUCGACGAGGUAAACGAGAAUGGUGACACAGCCCUGCACAAAGCUUCCUUCAUCGGGAACGAGGAGCUGGUCAUACUGCUGCUUAACUACAAGGCGGACGUGAACGUGAUGAACGGCGAGGGGCGCACCGCCUGCGACGUUUGCAAGACGCGCGACGUGCAGAGGCUGCUGGAGGCGGCGCAGAGGGCGGAGAGGCUGGACCGCGAGAGGCGGCUGCUCAGCGCCGCCAGGGAGGGACACCUCGAGGAUGUACAGGCGCUGCUGAGCGGCUCGAGUCCGCCGAACAUAAACUGCGUGGACGCGCAGGGCAACACCUGCCUGCACUGCGCGGCGUACCGGGGCCACGCGAGGGUGGCGGUUCUCCUGCUGCAGAACGGCAUCGACACGACCCUCAGGAACCACAGCGGCCAACUGGCGAUGGACCUCGCGAAGGACAACGAGAUGCGCGAAGUGCUGAGCGUGAGGCCGGUGCAGAAGUUGCAGCGCACCGCGGCCAGGUUCGAGGGGCCCCUGCUCAAGAAGUCCAGGUUCCUCGGCUGGAGGCCAGUUUGGGCGGUGCUGCAGCGGGGCGUGCUCAUCUACUACGGCUCAAGGGCGGAGGCGGCCCGCGGCGGCGGCGGGGGCGGUGCGGUGGGCGGUGCGGGGGGCGGUGCGGGGGGCGGCGGGGGCCGCGCGCGCAAGUACCUGGACGGGGCGCAGCUGUCGGCGCCGCGGGGCGAGCCCGCGCUGCUGGUGCUCGCGUUCAGCGACGGCGACAGCCACCGGCUGGCGGUCGACGCCGCGCCGGAGGACGCGCUCGCCUGCCGACAGUCGUGGAUAACGGCGCUGAACGAGCACAUCGCGUACUCGGGCCACUACCUGUGGGCGGGGGCGGCGUUCGAGGCGGCGCGAGAGGCCACAGAGGCCGCAGAUCUGGACGACGAGUGCAAGCCGCUGGGCUCUAUGCAGGACGCGCUGACCGCCGCCAGCAACAGCCUGGCGCUGCUGGACACGCAGCUGCGCGAGUGCUCGGCCAUCGUGGCCGCGCUCGACAACUGCGUAAACGUCGGCAACUCGCUGCACCACUCCGCCUACAUGCGCUUCCAGCACGCGUGCGGCAGCGGAGCAGAAGCGCUGAACGCGCUGCGGCACUGCGCGGCGCUCGUGGCCCAGGCCAGGGACAGGGACCACGCGCGCCUCGCCAGGGAGAUCGAGAGAAACCGCGUGCUGGAGGAGGCUCUAGCGGCGUUGGCGCGAACGCACCACGCGCUCGAGAUGUCCGUUGCCGACGAGAUGACCAAGAGUAAGAGGAAGAAAAAAUCGUCGCAGACCGAAUCCAAGGAGAACUUUUUCGACGUCUACGAAGAUUCGGGCGACGAGGACGACACGCUGGUGUCCGGGGGCCUGUGCAGCCCCCUGGGCGCGCUCAGCCCGUGGGGCAGCAGCCCCGACCUGGCCGCGGACGACGCCGCUCAAGACGGGCCGCAGCCGGCGGACGCGGGCGAGCGUUCGCGGCGCGCCUUCGGUUCGGCCGAGUCGUGUCGCAGCCCGUCGCCCGUGUCGUGUCGCAGCUUGUCGUGUCGCAGCGUGUCGUCGGCGCGGUGCAGCUCGCGCGGCACGCUCGUGUCGCAGGACGGCCACGUGUACCGGAACGCUAGGCCGUACAGGAGGACUAACAUGCCCAGUUCUCAAUGGUCGUUA